Molecule: messenger RNA, 285 nt
Organism: Hirsutella rhossiliensis
Lineage: Eukaryota; Fungi; Ascomycota; Sordariomycetes; Hypocreales; Ophiocordycipitaceae
Exons: 1
Coding region: 1-285 (94 amino acids)
Source: RefSeq, a predicted model, not a curated record
AUGGAGGAUCAGCGCAGGCCGAGUCGCGCCGCGGGAUAUCCAGCCUCAGCCGACACCGAGUGCGGCGGCAACUUGGCUGCCGUCGACACCGAGGGCGGCGGGGCACUGGCUGCCGCUGGGCGGGUCCAGCGCCGUCUCGGCCUCAGGGAAAAACCAGUGCGCACCGAGAGAAAUCCGGCCUCUGCCCUCGCCGCCGCAGACGAGAAGUUCGGACGCUCCACGGGACAUUCGGCCCCAGCCGACAUGGAGGGCCGCCGGGCCUUCGCCGCCGUCGAGCGGGACUAG